GAAUCCAUCCCGUUAAUUCAACGGGAACAGAGCAGCCACCUCUCGUCAUCUCUCAUUGCCACAUGAUAUGAUGAGCAACAGCAAUGGCAGGCCGUGGCAUUUCGUCGUCUUCUUCCUCUCAGCCAUAGCCUUCACCCUCGUCCAUUCUCCUCGCCUCUCCGAACCGCCUCUCCUCUUCCUGUCCUGCCGCCCUGCGCUCCUCUGCCUCGUCUGGUGCUCUCUCGUUUCCCUCGUCGCCUUCCUCCGAUGCCGCCCCCUCCCCGUCUUCCUCCUAGACUACAGCUGCCACAAGCCCGAGGCCGAGUCCCGCGGCAGCUACGAGAUGUGCGAGUUCUUCGGCCGCCGCAACCAGCGGCACUCGGCGGAGAGCGAGGCGUUCAUGCGCGCCAUCUACAGCAAGGCCGGCCUCGGGGACGAGACCUACAUGCCGCCUUUCGUGUUCCACUCCGACGACCUCGGCAACAAGCUGAAGUGCGCCGUCCAGGAGGCGGAGGAGGGGAUGUUCGGCGCCGUCCAGCACCUGCUCGCCAAGACCGAUACCCAUCCCUCCCAGAUUGAUCUCGUCAUCUCCGCCUGCAGCAUGUUCAGCCCCGCGCCGUCCUUUUCCUCCAUGCUCGUCCGCCGCUUCGGGAUGAAGGAGGGGGUGAAGACGUUCAACUUGGCCGGGAUGGGGUGUAGCGCCGGCACCGUGGCGUUUGAUCUCGCGGCGAAGGUGCUACGGCGGAGAAAGGGCUACGGCCUCAUCGUCGUCACCGAGAGCAUCAGCCUCAAUUGGUACUUCGGCGACAACCGGCACAUGCUGGUGACCAACUGCAUCUUCCGCGUGGGCACGGCGGCGGCGCUGGUGAGCAGCGACUCGGCGGCGCGAGGCCGGGCCAAGAUGGAGCUGGUACGGUCGCUGCGGACGCACCACGGCGCCGACGACGCGGCCUACAACGCUGCCAUUCAGAUGGAAGACGAGGAAGGCCACGUGGGCGUCGCCCUCACCAAGGACCUCGUCCGCGUCGCCGGCGCCGGCCUCAAGUCCCACAUCACCGCCCUCGCUCCCCGCGUGCUGCCGGUGUCGGAGAUGCUUUGCUACGCCUACCACGUGGCCAAGCUGUACCUGGGCGGCGACCAGAAGGCGGCGAUGGCGCACGUGCCGGACUUCAAACGCGCGUUCGACCACAUGUGCAUCCACGCCGGCGGGAAGGCCGUGAUCGACGCCGUCAGGCGCUUGAUGAGGUUCGAAGAGGAGGUGGUGGAACCGGCAAGAAUGUGCUUGCAUCGGUUCGGCAAUACAUCGAGCAGUUUAGUGUUCUACGAGUUGGCCUAUUUCGAGGCGAAGAGGAGGAUAAAGAAAGGAGACAAAGUGUGGAUGUUAGCGUUUGGGACAGGGUUUAAGGCGUGUAGCGUCGUAUGGCGAGCACUAAAAGACUCGACCAUGGACUCGGACAACCCUUGGAUCCACUGCAUCCAUCGCUAUCCGGUCUACCCUCCUCGUCGUGCCAACCCUAACGAAACUGCGUCUCCCCUCCCCCAAAAAAUAAUCGAUUAGCACAAAACCGGCUACUUAAGUUAUGUUCUAUCUGUAAUAAAGAAUAAUUGAAAUCAUUAGAUUUGUGGUGGUACCUAUGAAAAACGAUAGAAUGUAUCGAAUUCUCUUUUCAAACGUGUUUGUUGGUGUGGCUUUUUUGUUAAA
Zingiber officinale is the source of this 1681-nucleotide messenger RNA. RefSeq names its product 3-ketoacyl-CoA synthase 17-like. Bases 68 to 1537 code for a protein of 489 amino acids. Gene Ontology annotation, molecular function: acyltransferase activity, transferring groups other than amino-acyl groups. The record is from RefSeq and is a predicted model, not a curated record. Lineage: Eukaryota; Viridiplantae; Streptophyta; Magnoliopsida; Zingiberales; Zingiberaceae. The transcript has 3 exons. Gene Ontology annotation, cellular component: membrane. Gene Ontology annotation, biological process: fatty acid biosynthetic process.